Metarhizium brunneum ARSEF 3297 is the source of this 4113-nucleotide messenger RNA. RefSeq names its product Ankyrin repeat domain-containing protein 17. NCBI's taxonomy places the organism in Eukaryota, Fungi, Ascomycota, Sordariomycetes, Hypocreales, Clavicipitaceae. The record is from RefSeq and is a predicted model, not a curated record. Gene Ontology annotation, cellular component: nucleus; cytoplasm. Gene Ontology annotation, molecular function: protein binding.
AUGGACCCAAAGUCGAUAGCUUCCAAUACAGCAUCACUCCUUGCAUUGAGCAUUCAAGUGAUUGCUGCGCUGCAUCGCCACUGGGACCGGGAUAGUACACCCAUCGUCGACCGCCUAUUGUAUGAGCUUGCUCGCCUUCGCACGACGCUAACAUAUUUGGAGGAAUCGUCGCUGCGGAGCAAUAUCCCGAUUGUUGUUGGCGACCUGCCCCGAGUAUUCAGGGCUUUGAAGAAUGUCUUGGUUGCCCUGGGAUCCAAGCUAUUUGGUGAUGACGAGUAUGGGACGGAGUGGCAAUCCUCCAUGAGCGACCUGGAGCCCUUUGCAUUGCCACUCAGCAAACAAGAAGCCGAAGCCAUCUUUAAUGAUUUUCAGGUUCACAUAGCACGCCUCAGGGCAUCGUACCCCAGUUCGCUGGCAAGUAUUCCGGAUGAGUCGAUCAGCCGCAUGCCUUCCGGAGGUCUUAACCGAUCGCCGCUUUGGAACGCUUGUGCUGAAUACAACGAAAUACAUGCUGCUUCACAGAGCAGCCGCGUCCAAGGGUCUGGUGUAUGGCUACUUAGCGAUUCCAGAUUCCGCAACUGGAUGGAGAGUGACAGAAUCGACAUGAGCCGACAUGAAAACGUUAUCUACUGUUUCGGACGACCUGGUUCUGGAAAAACUAUUCUUGCCUCUGCAGUCAUUGAUGAACUGAAGAGCUUGCGCCACCAUUCUUCCUUGGGUUUGGCUUAUUUCUAUUUGAGCUACCGGAAUCCGACUUCUGUUUUCAGUAUUGUGCUCACACUGAUUCAGCAGCUGUAUAUCCAGUCACCUACUUUGCCGACAGAGGUUCUAGCACUAGAACAUCGUGAUAUGCCUUCGGUUACGGAACUUACGGGCGUGCUACUAUCUCUCUUUGCGAGGUUCCGCAAAGCCUUCAUUGUAUUGGAUGCUCUUGAUGAGUGCUCUAGCGAGCAUAGGUUAGGUCUGGACGCCUUUCUCGGAUCUCUUCAAUCUUCCCAUGCUCGUCUAUUUGUGACCUCUCGCCCAUCUCAUGGUCUACGUGACUUUGAUCAAUGCGUCAAUAUCCACAUCACUCCCUCGUCGGCAGACAUGAGUCUCUUUGUUCGCUCGAGGCUCAGUAAGCUCUCGGAACGAAUAACCACCUUCAGCAGGGCGCAGGAGUCCAAAAUAGAGGAAGAACUUGUGGCCAUAGGAAGCAAACAUGGAAUGUUCCUGCUUGUUGAACUACAGCUCAACAGCAUAUUCAAGUUAUCUGAGAAUGGGUUGCCAGAGGGCUUCAACAUUGACGACAGUCUUCGCAAUCUUGCCGAAGAUCUUGGCCAAGUGUAUGAUGCGCAAAUCAAUCGAAUCAUGUCGCAGUGUACGGCCGACUCCAAUCUAGCGAAGCACAUUCUAAGCUGGCUAUUUUACAGUACGGGUUCAAUGCCAGCAUCCGCACUGGAGCACGUACUCAAAAUGGAAACCAAAGACUGGCAAGAGAAACCCACUGACUCUAUUGACAUUCCUCGCAUUGGAAAGGUUUGCUUAGAUCUCGUCCGUUACAGCUCUAGCACCAAGUCGGUUGUCUUUUUCCACUUCUCCUUGCAAGAACACCUUGAGAAGGCGUACAAGUUGAAUCCAGGGCUGCUCAUACCGUCUAGCGUGCUUGCGGCGGCCUGCAUUAAAUAUCUCAAUGGUCUAGACUUGGCACCUCCGGCGCUCACGUCUGAAAAAUAUCGCCAGAGGCUCCAUGAAUACCCAUUCUAUGAGUACGCCGCAACCAAUUGGGGGCGGCUUCUGAUGUUUGACAGAAAGGUUGACUUUGAAGACCCAGCGCUAAAAUUACUGGUGACAGACGAAAGAAGGAGGCUUGCUGUAGUGGAAGCGCUAUUCUGUGAGGAUGCAGAGUUCUUCCGGGAUUCACAGAAAAAGCGAGUCGGAAUGCUGCACUUUAUUACCUAUUUCGGGCUGUUACAACGGGCUUCAGGUCCUCCCAGAUAUCUCGCCAAGGGAAACAUAAGCAGCCGAGAUUUCAUGGGCCGAACGCCAAUUCAUAUCGCCACCAUGAUGGGUCACGCGGUAGCUCUCGAGGUCCUUUUCGCUUUACCAGAAUUGAAGGGUCGUGAUCGCAUUCAUGAAGCCAUCACAUCAGCCGACACCCUACGAAAAACUGUUUGGCAUUAUGCUGCUGAAGGAGGCGAUAUAGAUGUAGUGAGAGUCCUCGAGAAGAAGCUGCUUUUCCUGGACAAAUGGGCUAAGCCUGCUGAUUUUGCGACGAGGGACGACAAAAGCUUGACACCUCUAUCAUAUGCGGCGGCUCAUGGUCACUUGGAAGUUCUUCAACUCUUCCUACAACACGGACUCUACGAUGACGAGAUAGAAGACGCUCUUCAGAAUGCUAUCCAUGGUAGACACACAGAAAUAGUCAGAGCCUUGCUACUGCAUGGGGUAGCACCAAAAUAUGAACAUGUAGCCGCAGCGAGUGAGAUAGGCAGCAUGGACGUUAUCAAGCUUCUUCUGGAAUAUGGAGCGGAGAUUGAGGGUCAAGGGAGCGGAUCCGGGUCCGCCCUUCAUAAAGCUGCCCGGGCUGAUAGAGGAGUGGUACUAUCAAAUUUGAUAUGGAACGGCGCAAGCCUAGAGGCAACUGAUUCAAAGGAGAGGACUCCAUUGUCAAUUGCCGUCGAACACGCUAGUCUUGAGGCAAUCAAGGCUCUGUUGGAGGCAGGGUCUAGUCCAGAUGUCCAUGUACUCAAACACACAAGCGACAACAAAACAAUCAGCGUGAAAGCAGCGGUUUGGGCAGCGGAGCACGGGAGGGCCGAUAUCUUCAACCUUCUUCGGCGAGCUGGAGCCGAGUGCUCUGAGGCACUUUUCCCAGCAAUCGAGAGCGGUCACACCGAUAUUGUUCGCCAGCUCCUUAUCUCUGGAACUAUAUCCGAGCUAGACGAACCAAAAAGAGCCCAGGCAGUGUCACUUGCCAUCGAAAAAGGGAAUAUUGAAGUGGCCGGCCUUCUUGAGAGCUGGGAGACUCGAAAGUCUGGCCAAGUACAAAGCAAACGGUUGCUGAAAGAAAAGGCUCCAUUAUACGAGAAUAUCGACACAGACUUUCAUAAUUCCACACAAAGAUCCAGAUCAAAUAUCCGUUUCACCGAAGCGGUUGAGUCUAUCAACAACCAAGAUGACUCCCCCCCAUCUCAAAAAGCACCCGCGCUCUCAAAAUCUCCAAGCUCCCAGUCAACAGAAACUGAGAAAGUCAUAGACAAAAACCUAUUGUCAGAAGCGGUUCUAGCAACUACACCGAUAGUGUCCAACUACAAGGCUGAUGAGGCGUCCAGUGACACUGGGGUUGAGCAGCAUCCUCACAGCCCACGCGAUAUGUCUAGGCCGCAACUUCGAAUCUCAUCCAUGGCGACACCAGCUGGAAGCAAAAGAUCCAAGACGCCAUUUAUUCUCAUAGAAUCUCCAGUUAGCAUAGGUCGCAUCCAGCUUGGUACUCUCGUACGAAAUCCGAACAGUCCCUUGCAGGAUUUUGUUCCAUCUAAUCAACAAGCCGAUCUCCGAUUGCUGAUACCAGAAGAUGCUAUCCACGAGCUGCAUCAAAGCGACUUUCAAAUGCGGAGAGAGAAAAAGAAGCAGUCGUCUGUCGGGAUGUUUCUCGGCUUUGGGGGCGCGGAGGCGAAUGCUGAAACAGAAUCUCAAAUGGCAAUGAAAUCACCACAUGUAUGGCGAGAGCAACUUGUUCAUCACGACCGGAUACUUCACCACAUCCUGGCCGAACCCCGGUAUCGGCAAGAGUAUGUCCAUUUUAUUCGAAAGAGGGAGGCCUAUAUGGUAGUGGGUCUCUUUAUCAUGGAUGACUCCGAGGUUACUCAAGGCGACAGGAUUGGCAGCGCCUUGGAAACGCAGCCUUUCGUCCCAGUGCCAAUUAUAGAAGCCAAUUUGGCGGGGUUUACGACCAAAAAGUCUAGCAUGGUCACCGCACGGUACAAAAAGGGACUCAUCCAUGCAAUACAAUAUCGGAAAGUCCGAUUGAAAACUUCAUAUCUAUCUAGGUUCCGGCCGGAACACAAACGAGACAUACAGGUAGAAAUGGGGCCCUAUGUGACUGGACCAGACUAUGUCACCGUGUUUUGA